This is a messenger RNA of Aspergillus clavatus NRRL 1, 1656 nucleotides long. Its product is annotated as putative ER to Golgi transport protein (Sly41). Gene Ontology annotation, cellular component: endoplasmic reticulum; Golgi apparatus. The record is from RefSeq and is a predicted model, not a curated record. The transcript is spliced from 2 exons. Gene Ontology annotation, biological process: phosphoenolpyruvate transmembrane import into Golgi lumen. Gene Ontology annotation, molecular function: antiporter activity; phosphoenolpyruvate transmembrane transporter activity. Bases 1 to 1656 code for a protein of 551 amino acids. NCBI's taxonomy places the organism in Eukaryota, Fungi, Ascomycota, Eurotiomycetes, Eurotiales, Aspergillaceae.
AUGACUACAACUAUCGUGACCGGCAUUGGACGACGGUCAUCCAUCCGACAACCCGAGAUACACUCACCAGUGAAAACGUCCAGUUCUCAGUUGACGACAAGCCCGGCCGAUAAAUUCCCACCAUUCGAGGCGGAACUCUACAGCCAGACAACGGACACAGGAGAGUACAAACCCCACGUUCCUCUCCAAGGCGGGGCAAAUGAUUAUUGGGAGCCGCGGAAAGCAGGCUAUCUCCCUAGAGAUCAUGCGAAUCGGUCGAUCCAACUGCCAAAACACAGAUCAAGGAAGAGUAUCAGCGAGGCGAUCACCACAAUCAGGACGCGCAACGCAAGUGUCAGUGCCAAUGCUCAAGAAUUAGCUCAGGCGCUACGUGCACCGGUUUCUUAUCGAUUAAUAAUCCUUUGUCUCAUAUGGUAUAUGACCUCGGCGAUCACGAACACAUCUUCCAAAACUAUACUCAAUGCCCUCCCAAAACCAGUGACACUGACUGUAAUACAAUUUGCCUUUGUGCCCGUAUGGUGUCUGCUGCUCGCAUACUUGUCGGCAACCUUUCCCUGGAUCCGAAGGAAUAUUCCGGCCCUCAGAAAUGGAAUACGAUAUCCAUCGCGCGAAGUUCUGAGAACUGCUCUGCCUUUAGCAAUAUUUCAGCUCGCAGGUCACAUACUCAGUUCAAUGGCUACUUCUCAGAUACCAGUGUCAUUGGUGCACACCAUAAAAGGGCUUUCACCUCUUUUUACGGUUUUCGCAUAUCGCGUUUUCUUUCGCAUUCGCUACGCUCGAGCCACUUAUCUAUCACUCAUUCCCCUGACCUUGGGUGUCAUGCUUGCGUGCUCCACCGGGUUUUCAACGAACUUCUUUGGCAUCCUAUGUGCUCUAAUUGCAGCAUUGGUCUUCGUCUCCCAGAAUAUCUUUUCCAAGAAGCUCUUCAAUGAAGCUUCGCGUGCGGAGUCGGAUAUGCAAUCAACAGGUGGAAUGAAGCUGGACAAACUAAAUCUGCUUUGUUACUGCUCUGGUCUCGCCUUCAUCCUCACGCUCCCGAUCUGGUUCGUCAGCGAGGGCUAUCGAUUGAUCUCGAAUGUCAUGCAAUAUGGGGCUAUCUCCUUGUCAGGCAAACAUGGCUCUUUGGAUCACAGUGCACUCAUCAUGGAGUUCGUGUUCAACGGAGUUUCGCACUUUGCGCAAAACAUACUGGCAUUUGUUUUGCUUUCGUCAAUAUCCCCAGUAUCCUACUCUGUUGCGUCACUUGUCAAGAGAGUAUUCGUCAUCGUCGUAGCGAUUGUAUGGUUUGGCAGCUCGACUACUUCUUUACAAGCUUUUGGCAUCGCACUCACCUUUAUUGGGCUCUAUCUCUACGACCGCACUAGUCAUGAUGAUGUGGCUGAUCAACGGGCAAAUGCUGACCACUUUCGUGCGAAGGAGGCUGUUCUUCCCUUGAACGUCCAAUCACUCGAUAAAACAAGGGGUCCGCAUAGCUACGUUUUCCCAACCUUAAAGGGCGGUGAGACCUCCUUUGUGAACAACUCAGCUGCGUUGUCAUCGAAUUCCAAGAAGGAAGACGAUGCACUUGGUCAUGUCCGUCCAAGGGGAGGCAGCGUUUCCAGGACAUGGCUGCCUGGCACGAAACAAGAGUCAACCUGGCAAUCCGGCGAUUCUUAG